GGCAGCGCGGCGCCGUCAGACCGCAGGACAAGGCGGGCGUUGCGCGGGGAAGAGAGGGACUCCCAUCUCCCCACACAUCAGGUCGGCAGCAGAGCCCCUGUGCCAGGUUUGGACUCGGUGCCCAGGCAGGUUGUCGUGCUUAAGAUUGCCCUCUGGCCAUCGUUCAUACCCACGGGGCUUGUGGCUAUGCAGAGGCGCCGGACUCCGCUCUUUGCUCUUGUCAGUUCAUAGUGCACCCUGUCGUGGUGCAGGCUGCAGUGCGUCCCUGCCCACACAGUACAGACAGGCACAGAAGGACGUGGCCCUAGUUUCUGCACUUCAUCAGGAUGGUUGCUGCCCUAGUGUCAGAAAGGGCGUGUGUUAAUUACUCAGCAAAAAGCCUUUGAUAGUUUUUACUGAUUGUUCUUCCGAAACCAAAGGUGCACUUGGGUUUUUUGCUGACGCUAAAUGUCAAACAGAAGGAGAAGCGGCUGGAAUACAUCAGAAAACUGCUCAUCUUUAGUCAUACUUAGUAAAGCUCUAGACAUUUAAGUGGGUAGCAGUACUAUCGCUUAUAAUGUUAUCACUUAAGGCUCAGAAAUCUGGGGAGAAAUAUAAGUCACGCCUUUGGUGUCUUGUGCCCAAAAAGGAGCAUUAGGAUAAACGGAGAUCUUCUAUCCUUUGUCAGUCCCACAUUAACCCCAAAAUGGAGGGAUCUGCACCUUUCUUUGGAACAUGGGAAGGAAGGCUGGAUGGUUGCCAACAGUUUGUGUUCCAUUUAGUGAGUGUACCAUGGUGGCCUGCUGCACUCUUGGAUUUGACCGCAGCUUGCUCUUCAUUAAAAAUGUUUAUUUAAAUGAUGUGUUUAAAAACAUUUGAGAACAUUUAUUUUUGGAUGCUAAAGUGGAAAAGGCCCCAAAACGUUUUUGAAGGGUGCUUGAAAACUGUUUAUAGGAAAAGGCACUUGAAGCAAGGCAGUGGGGUUGAGGAUCCCAGUGGCUGAGAGGAGGAGGUGACAGGGAGUCUGUGCAGAGGUCAGUGAGGGAAAAUUGUAAAGCAGUUGUUAGAGGAAGAUGUUCUUCAAAGAGAUGUUGAUCUCUGCUUGCUGUUGCUUUUUCUUCUUGUUAUGCUUUUAGUAAACAAUGGAGUCAAACAUAAAAGAGAAUGAACAUUUUCAAAGCCAAUUUAAGGCUUAUCAAGAACAACAGCAAAAGCGGCUGCGAAAUCUAAUGGAGAAGAAGGAAAAGCAGAAUGGUCAGAAGGGUGAUAAUGGCAAUACAAAGGAGACUUUCAGAAUCCCUAAUGAUCUAAACCUCUUUGAAGCAGGACGACCUUUAAAUGAAGAUGGUGGCAAAAGGUGUCUUGAGGUUGAGAAUAAGCAGCUCCAGGAUCAGCUUCGGGAAGUCCGAGAUGAGAACUGCAGACUGUACAAACUGUUGACAGAUAAAGAUUUUGAAAUAAAGCAACUCCAGAAAAAAAUACAGGAGGACAGAUUGGCUUUAACAGGGGCGUCUGGUUUAGCUGGAGAUGUUGCAGCCACUAAAAUAGUUGAAUUAGCCAAAAAGAAUCGUGAGAUAACUGCUGAGGCUGAGACUGAAAAAGCCAAAGUGAAGCAACUGAAUAACAAAGUCAAAGAGCUGGAAAGAGAAUUACAGACAGCCGUAGAAAAAAUGCAUUGUCUUGGUGGUGAUGAUGCAGGAAUCAAGCAAUCAACUCUGAAGAUGAUAGAAGGAAACUUGGCUGAAAGUCCAGAGGUGAAAGCAUUGCAAGAAAAAUUAACUGCAGCCAACUUUAAAGUGAUGGAAUAUCGUAAUCAACUCCAGUCUGCAAAGCAGGAACUGAAGAUGACCCAAAAGCUUUUAGCAAAUGAAGUUGGUGAAGAUGUGAAUAUUCAAAGUCUGUUGACCAAUUCUGGCAGCUGGCGUGGACGAGCCCAGCAAAUUCUUGUCCUCCAAAGCAAGGUUCGAGAGCUGGAGAAUCAGUUGGGUCAAAGCAAGACCAGAAAAUCACCGAGCAAGGUUGAUGAGGAAUUGCUGGCAGUUAUUGAUCCAAGGAAGUUAUCAGCCCAAGAGAAGAACUUGCUGAAGAUUCGCAGCUUAGAAAAAGAAAAGAAAGAAACUUUGGAGAAACUCACUGGGGAAUAUGAUGUUCUCAAAAAGAGUCAUGAGGAAGUGAAAAAAACCCUUGACGCAUCAAAAGCCAGGAACAAAGUACUGUGCAGUGAAGUGAAAACCCUGAAGGGACAGAUCGUAAUCCUGUUGGAGAAAGGAAAACAUGACAAUGAGCUCAUAGACGCCUUACUGGCCCAGCAGAAGCAAAUGCAGGAGAUCUUAAAGCAUCUGAGCCAUCAGGAUGAGGAGAACAAGGAGUCCAAGCACAUGCUAGGGCAGAAUUUGAACAGUGAGGUUCAGAAACAAAACUGCCUUAUAGAGCAGCUCAGACAAGUGGUGACUGAACGAGAAGCAAUGGUUAAAGAGCUAGAAGAGGAGAUUGGGCAACUCACACUUCAGCUGAAAUCUGCCUAUGAAGGGGACAGUUUGGGAGCUGCUGAACCACCACCUUCUGAGUCCUCAGAUUCAGGUUCUACUCUGCUUAAGCCUAUGGCAUCAGGCAGCAAUCAAGUUGGAAGGACUGGAUCUGCUCGCACAGUGUCCAAGAUGGGCCAUACACUUGUAGAGUCAGCAGCUACUUUCCAUCUCAGUAAUAACAUCACACCUGGAAGGCUUGCUGGCACUAACAGCCUGGAUUUGAAAGUACUGCAGACACAGAUCACAGAGCACAAGGCUCUGUGCCAGGCUGCUGAAGUGGAAAGAGACAGGCUCCUGGAACUGGUCACUGUGCUGCAGAAAAGGGUGGAGGAAAGCAGCAAUAAAAUCUUGGCAGCUGAGAAGAGUCUUCAGGAAGAGCGGCAGCGAUGUGUCAUCCUGGAGCAGCAGCUUGAAAAACUGCAAAUGGAUGCAGGGAGUGACACAAGUGAACAGAAAUCCCCCAUGAGGAGCAAAACAGGACAGACUGUGAGUCACUCGAGGCUCACCUUGGAUGUCAGUGAUAGCAAGGAGUUCUCUGCAGCUCAGCUUUCCAAGUUGCCUAUAGAAUUGAAGGUAGAGGAACUGAGCAGAAGGCUUGCGAUGCAGCUGAAUGAGAACAAAUCUCUGAAGGCUGCUUUGGAGACUGCCCUGAGAAAGAAAGAGGAAGACUUUAAACUGUAUCAAGACACAAUGGGCCAAGUGAAGGAUAUCUUUUUACAGGCCAUUCAGCAGCAGAAAUAGGAGAAGAGUUAAGCAAGAUAUUCAAGAGUUGUUUGUACUGCAAAGCAGGGAGAGAACUCAGGCAUCGUGCCCAUGAAAUGAAAUGCAGUGGCAGUCUAGUUUUGCAGCCUCAGAUCAUGUAAUUUCUUAGCAUUUGCAGAAGAGGAUGAGAAGUGGAGAUAAAAUACAAAAAGAGUGAAGGUUUUGCAUGUCAGCAAAUUCUUUCUUUAAGAGUUAGCUAACCAGCAACUGGCUCUCAAACUGCACAUGCCAUAGGUUGAUGCAGUUUAGGAAGCUGCAGGUCUGCAGUGUGAUUUUAGACAAAACCUCCCUAGUUUCAACAGAAUUUUCAUCAAAAAUAUUCAAUUCGCUGCUGCCUUUAUCAGCUCUUGAAGGAGUUUGCUCUAUAAAAGUUGUGCCAGCCCCCUUCCAAAUUUGUGCCAGGAGCAAACCAAGUUCUGUUUUUAUCAGCACAUUGAUACCUGUCUCAGGCUUUCUGUAGCACAUAAGUGCUAAGGGAGAGAUUUAGCCUGCCCUGUGAAUAUUUGCAAGCGAAUUUCGCGUGGGCUCCACUUACCAUUCCAACCUGUUUCUUAGCUUGAACAUAUUGGCAGCAGAGUUUUCUGAAACUCAGUGGAGUUUCCACUGAAAAGGUAGACUGUGCAGAUUACCCCUGCAAUCAGUCAGACCUACCUUAAAUUAGUUUAUACCAUAUGAAAUUUGCCAUCCAGGUUAAGAAUUCCCUAUUCCUGUGUCCCUGCAUUCACCUGUUACGCAGGUCUUCUCACUAGAAAGAAAUGCUAACAAAACUCAGGCAGGUCCUCACUGCAGUAGUGGUGGGACUUUUGGAGAUGCUGAAAACCCUUUUGUCUCUGUCCUUGUCUCUUGCAGCAUGGUGAGAACACCAAGCGCAAGCUAAUAAGGCAUUAGCAUGCAGCCUGCCAGCAGAGAGCUAGCCUUGGGGAUUACAAGCAAGUGGAGAGCUAGCCAUUUUUGUAUAGUGCUGCUUUGUUUCCUGGUGGAAAGUCUUGAAAGCUCUUCUUUUUCUGC
Pezoporus occidentalis (night parrot) is the source of this 4277-nucleotide messenger RNA. RefSeq names its product coiled-coil domain containing 13 (gene CCDC13). The record is from RefSeq and is a predicted model, not a curated record. Gene Ontology annotation, cellular component: centriolar satellite. NCBI's taxonomy places the organism in Eukaryota, Metazoa, Chordata, Aves, Psittaciformes, Psittacidae. Gene Ontology annotation, biological process: cytoplasmic microtubule organization; non-motile cilium assembly. The coding region runs from base 1122 to 3248 and encodes 708 amino acids. The transcript is spliced from 15 exons.